Molecule: messenger RNA, 1492 nt
Organism: Nilaparvata lugens (brown planthopper)
Lineage: Eukaryota; Metazoa; Arthropoda; Insecta; Hemiptera; Delphacidae
Product: UDP-glucosyltransferase 2-like
Exons: 6
Coding region: 674-1492 (272 amino acids)
Molecular function (GO): UDP-glycosyltransferase activity
Source: RefSeq, a predicted model, not a curated record
GAGAUGCCUUCCGUCAUCUGGGUAUCAUGACAGUGACCAACAUUUACAUCAUGGAAGACUAUUUUCAUUUUUAUACAAUGGAGAAGAGCCAGGAGGUUAUCAAUUAUCGCUAAUAGUGUCAGGCUCUACAAAAACUUCUAAUCACUCUAGACUCUAGAACGGUAAAGUAGUCUGCUAUUUUUAUUGAGAAUGAAUAGGUGAUUUUUCUGAUUUCCCUACGGUCAGUAACUUAUGAAAGGUUCCAAUUUCAGUGUUGAAUUUUAUGAAAAUAUUUGUCAUACAGCUUCAAUCAGAGUAAAAAAUUGAAUUUCAGCCUUGGAAUCCACUAAACACAUGCAAACAUGGGUUUCAAAAACAAAUUUAUCACAAUACUAUUAUCCAUGGUGAUGGUAACCAGUUCGUAUGUUGGUAACAUCUUGUGCAUCAUAGUUUUCCCUGCAUACAGUCAUCAACAACCUCUGCUAGCCCUUUCAGAAAAACUCGCCAGAAGGGGACAUAAUCUCACUGUGCUGACCACUGAUCCACCCAAGUAAAGCAGCCUCUAUGAAGUUCGACGCUGUGUUGAUAGAGAACCUAUACUACAGCAGCUUCCAUGGACUGACGCACAAACUGGGUUCUCCGCCGGUGAUCGGAGUGCACACAUUCGUGCCCUGGUCGGCCCCUCGACGAGUUCAUGGGAGUCAAAGUGAACCCUUCCUACAUGCCUCACAUCUUCUCUCAUCAUAGCGACUCGAUGACCUUCCUUGAAAGAUGUUUCAACACGUUUUUGUACUGGUAUAAUUGGUAUCUGGUCGAGUACGAGCUGUUCCCUUAUCAAGAGGCCAUUCUCAAGAAAUACUUUGGGACGAACACACCAUCAGCGAGGGAAAUGGAGUUCAACAAGAGCUUGUUGCUGGUACCAGCUGAUCUGUCCGUCGCUUACCCAAUGAGUAUUCCUCCGAACUAUGUCAGAACGGGAACGUUCCACAUUCAACCUUCUCCUGAGCCUCUUUCAAAGGAUUUAAAACAAUGGAUUGACGGAGCUGAACAAGGCAUUGUCUACUUCAGUCUGGGAAGUAACAUGCAGGGAACUUCCGUUCCUCAAGAGAAGAGGGAAAUAUUCUUCAAAACCAUCAGGAGAUUCCCGAAGAUCAGAUUCUUUUGGAAAUAUGAAGCUGAGUCUCCACUAUCAAAUGUGCCUUCAAACUUGUUGAUUAGAAAAUGGUUCCCGCAACAGAGUAUUCUAGUUCACCCGAAAUGCCGGAUUUUCAUCUCGCAAGGUGGCCUACAGAGCACGGAGGAGGCGAUCUAUUACGCUGUGCCACUUCUGGUCAUACCCUUAUUUGCUGAUCAGCCACAUCAAGCCGCUAAAAUAGAGAAGGAUGGAGCCGGUCUCUCUCUCUUGCUGAGCAGAUUGACGGAGGACAAUUUUUAUGACGCCAUAAACAGCAUGCUGACUGACCCAAAACAACCUCUGGCAUUAUCCAUGCAUUUGACCAAUAAUUUCCCAUGA